This is a messenger RNA of Anoplopoma fimbria (sablefish), 3275 nucleotides long. It is a transcript of the gene nim1ka, whose product is annotated as NIM1 serine/threonine protein kinase a. Gene Ontology annotation, cellular component: cytoplasm. Gene Ontology annotation, biological process: microtubule cytoskeleton organization; intracellular signal transduction; protein phosphorylation. The record is from RefSeq and is a predicted model, not a curated record. Gene Ontology annotation, molecular function: ATP binding; protein serine/threonine kinase activity; tau-protein kinase activity. NCBI's taxonomy places the organism in Eukaryota, Metazoa, Chordata, Actinopteri, Perciformes, Anoplopomatidae.
GCAGGUGACCACGGUGCGUGACGCGCACAGGUUUAGGUUACGCCCCCUCCGGCUCCGGACAGCUCCUGUGGUGCUGAACCAAAGUGAUCCCGCGGCUCCAGCUUUAACUCUCGCUUCUGAUUGGAUAAGAGAUGCCUCGGUGGACUGCCGAGUGGAUCCGCCCAUUGGUCGUCUCCACCUGCCAGACAAGCGGAUUUCCCUUCACAUCGGGCUGAGCCGGGGAGCAGCCGCUGCAGAACCGGUGAGCUCAGUGUCACCGGGCUGCCGGACAAACAUGAUGUCACAGCGAGGUCGGUAGAGCCGGUUGCCACGAGCUCAUGAAGAUAUCCACACAAGUUGUCUCACUAAACGCACCAUGGCUGCACCCUGACACUAUCAUCUGUUCAACCUCUCUCUCCUCCAGCCCCCCAUCCAGCUCCUCUUCCCUCCCCCUCAACCUGUGGCCUAUUUAUACCCCGGAGACUCAAAAGAGCCCAUUAAAGCUCUGCAGACCUCUUCAGGCAAGAGACAACAGUGAGCACAAAUCCACGGUUGGUCUGCUCUCCAGCCUCAGCACCCUCUCUUUGACAACUGCACAAAAGGAAAAAAAACUAAGGCUUCAGCUGCUGGACUUUCUUGAAAUACAACAGUAAGUCCAUCAAGCUUCAGAUGACAAACUGAUAUUACAUUUUUGAGCGGACUAUUCGCAGCUGCAGCAGAUUUAAGAAAGUCUGGAUGCAGCAUGCACUCGGGUCCUCGGACUGGAGGCUCUGUCCCAUUACUUUGAGAUACAGGAAAACACGCGUUCAUAGCAUUGGUUUAUUGACUCCGUUGUCUAAACAGCUAUGAGAUUGGGCAGGGACACUGAAAGAAUUAACCUUCUAAAUGGCUCACACAUCUGAAGUCCUCCACCAACCCCAGCCAUGAGCUAAGUCCACGCUGAGCCCCCUGGGAGUCCCUUGCAGGAUGACUGCUGUCUGCCCGUCGGAGAGCACCCCAGAAGGGGCCGAAGCCGGGGCCAGGACAGCAGGCGCCAGGGGCCCAGGGGCAGCAAGCACCGCUGGGAGCAUCUCAGUGUCCGGGGCCGAGACUGUGGAGUCGAAUGGAGACUCUGUCGGAGGUUCGGUUGGAGGCACGGCCGUGGUCAGCGGUGUCAACAGGUACACACGCUGGAGCCGCCAGGACAGCUCAGACAUCAACACAGAUGACGAGGGAGCCACCAUCCGCCGCCUCACGCCACUGGAAAGGCUGAACCUGGAUAUGUGCCAGGAUGACAGGGUAGUCCGCGAGCUAACAGUGGGCAGAAGGAUCGGCUUCUACAAAAUUCGGGGAGAGAUCGGCUGUGGAAAUUUCUCCCAUGUCAAGCUCGGAAUUCAUGCCCUCACCAAAGACAAAGUGGCCAUAAAGAUCCUAGACAAAACCAAGCUGGAUCAGAAGACCCAGAAGCUGCUGUCCAGAGAGAUCUCUAGCAUGGAGAAACUGCACCAUCCCAACAUCAUCCGCCUCUAUGAGGUGGUGGAGACGUUAACACGGUUACACCUUGUGAUGGAGUAUGCAGGGGGAGGGGAGCUCUACACCAAGAUCACUACAGAGGGGAAGCUUUCUGACACCAGUUGCAAGAUCGUCUUCGCUCAGAUCCUCUCUGCUGUGAAACACAUGCAUGAAAACAACAUCAUCCACCGGGACCUGAAGGCCGAAAACGUCUUCUACACCAGCAGCUCCUGUGUCAAGGUGGGGGACUUUGGCUUCAGCACACUGAGUCGUCGUAGCGAGACUCUCAACACGUUCUGCGGCUCCCCGCCGUACGCGGCGCCCGAGCUCUUUCGGGACGAGCAUUACGUCGGCGUCUUUGUGGACAUCUGGGCUCUGGGGGUGAUGCUGUUCUUCAUGGUGACGUGCACCAUGCCGUUCAGGGCGGACACUGUGGCCAAACUGAAGCGAUGCAUCCUGGAGGGAGCCUACAUCCUGCCCUCGUGGGUGCCAGAGCCAUGCCAGAGGCUGAUCAGGGGAAUCCUCCAACCCAUACCAUCUGACCGCUGCACGGUGGAGCAGAUGAUGGGCUGCGAGUGGCUGCUCCCUGUGGACUUCCCGCGUGCCAUGGAGGCCUUUAAACUAGACCCAUCCUACCUAGCAGAGAGCGAUCCAUCUGAACUCGGGGGGGAAGAGCUGGAGGUAAAAGCAGCACUGGAGACGCUGGGAAUCACCCCAGAACACAUCCUCAACAACCAGGGGAAAGACUGCAGGAGCUCCAUCACAGGGUGCUAUAGGAUCCUGCUGCACCGCGCUCACAAGAAACGGGCUGUCGAGAGAACGCCCGUGGUCACACAGGUAGUCAGACCAACGGCAACGAGUAAAAAGGAACGGCUAAAAGUGUACCGUAGCUUGAGGCACACAUCUAAACUCUGUAUGAUUCUGUGACAAAGUGCUCUGCCUCGCUCUGGGAAUGAAUUAGCUUUAUAGUCUGGGGUGAGAUUGCAUGGACUUUAUUAGAAAUAUUAAAGUGCUAUUUAGACCAGCAGUUUCAAUUUAAAUCAUGGUUAAAAAUUCCCCUGAGCUUCUGAAAUCUGGGAUUUCUUACUUUAGUAUCUUUCUUCUAGUAAGUAAUAUUAGUCUCUGUGAGAAUGUCGAUGCAGCUAAAUCCCUGUUGGCUCCCUUUCGGACAGGGACAUGUAAUACUGAUGAGAUUUGGAAAUGUUAUGAAAUAUGAUUGAUUUGAGUAAACAUAAUGAUGUUUAGAUGGCAUUCACAACUUUUUUAUCUAGGUCACACAGGCCAGACAUUUAUGGAUCGUUCAUUCUAUGCUCAGAAAACACCAAUAAGUCCUUUGAGAAAUCGUUGUAGAAUACAUCUAAAGGAAAAUAGUUAGAAAUCCACAACAUUAUGGUGAGUUGAUAAAGUGGUGAAACAUGCAGUCCGAACAUGAAACAUGGUGUCUUCGAGUUCAAUUACACUUUUCUUUGAUGCCUUAGUUUUCUAUCAUGUUGUGAAAUCAGCUAGACUGGUUAUGAAAUGAAUAGAGAUCUCACAUCUUGCAUUAUGUGAUGUAUCUCUAUGAGACGUACCUGCUGUUACACUGAUUUACCUGAAUGACCUCUCUAUUUUUCGCUGUGGCCUCAAAAAAAGCAGAUAAAAGACAUUAAACUACAAAUACCAACGUACCAACCCCCACAGUUGUUCAUGUGGCAAAAUCUAUUUUGAGUAUAAACUCAGACAUUUUCGGUAUGAGUUUCAGUAAUUAUUAUUAUUUUUUAAUUAUCAGAUGCCAUGUUCAUGUGUUGAUUGAAAUAAAUUGAAAA